Messenger RNA from Drosophila erecta, 2164 nucleotides. RefSeq names its product probable ATP-dependent RNA helicase DHX35. NCBI's taxonomy places the organism in Eukaryota, Metazoa, Arthropoda, Insecta, Diptera, Drosophilidae. The record is from RefSeq and is a predicted model, not a curated record. The coding region runs from base 62 to 2098 and encodes 678 amino acids. The transcript is spliced from 5 exons. Gene Ontology annotation, molecular function: ATP hydrolysis activity; RNA binding. Gene Ontology annotation, cellular component: catalytic step 2 spliceosome; intracellular anatomical structure.
UGAUUCCAUCAGCUGUUUACUUAAUUUCAAAACUAAACCUAAACAGAAUACAAAAUCGAAAAUGACCACUUUUAAGCCAAAGUUCCUGAAACCAGAGACCGACGAUGCAAUCACGGAUAAUGCAGGUGGUGAACAGCAGACCUCCGCCUUUGUAUUCAAUGCCAAUCACAACCUGGGACUUGUGGAUCAGAGGGAGCGUUUGCCCAUACGCCAGUACCGGGAUCAAAUACUUUACUGCUUGGAAAAGCAUCAAGUGGUCAUCCUGGUGGGUGAAACAGGCAGUGGCAAGAGCACCCAGGUGCCACAAUAUUUAUAUGAGUGGGGCUGGCACACCAAGGGACUCAUAGGCAUCACCGAACCACGACGUGUUUCCACCGUUACCCUGGCCAAUCGCGUGGCCCAGGAACGGGGCGAACUAGUAGGGGACACGGUGGGCUAUGUAGUGCGCUUCCUGGAAAAGAUGACCGUGGAGACCAAAAUCAAGUUCAUGACCGAGGGCAUCUUGCUGCGCGAACUCCUAGCCGAUCCGCUGCUUACCCAGUAUGGUGUUAUCAUUGUGGACGAGGCGCAUGAGCCGAAUAUGCUCACGGACAUGGUUUUGGGGCUGCUCAAGAAGAUUCUUCGAAAACGCAGCACGCUCAAGCUCAUCAUUUCAUCGGCCACCAUAGAUGCGGGCUUCUUCAGCGAGUUCUUUAGCUGGCCAGGAUCGGGAGAAGUGAGCGUUAAACUAAGCAUUGAAGGUCGGAUGCAUCCAGUGAGUAAUUUCUAUCUCAACGAACCAUGCGCCGAUUAUGUCAAGGAAACGGUGGAGACCGUCUGGAAACUCCAUCAAAAAGAGCCGCCUGGCGACAUUCUGGCCUUCUUAACCGGUCAGGAGGAAGUCCUGGAGGCGCUGGAUCUCCUGCGCGAAUACAUCGCCAGCUCGGAGCAGGAGAAUCUCAAGGUGCUGCCCAUGUACGGGAGUAUGUCGAGCACCGAUCAGCUGGCUGUGUUCUUUACCCCGCCCAAAGGAACUCGAAAAGUGGUGUUGGCCACCAAUAUAGCAGAGACCUCCAUCACCAUUCCAGGCAUCGUUUAUGUGAUAGACUGCGGCUACGUCAAAGUGAAGUGGUACAAUCCCAAAACCUGCAGCGACAGUUUGGUGAUAGUGCCCGUCAGCAAGGCGUCGGCCAUCCAGAGAGCAGGACGAGCGGGUCGCAUGCGUCCCGGCAAGGUUUAUCGUUUGUACACUAAAUCAGACUAUGAUGCACUAGCUCCUCGACAACCACCCGAAAUGCGACGCAGCGAAAUGAGCGGUGCUGUCCUGCAAUUAAAAGCGCUGGGCAUCGGGAACAUACUGCGCUUUGAUUUCCCAUCGCCACCACCGGCACAGAAUCUUCUAUCCGCAUUGGAGGGUCUAUUUGCCUUGGACGCCAUCGAUGAGCAGGGCAAGCUGACUCAGCCUGUGGGUUACCUGCUUGCCGAACUGCCCUUCAACGCUAUGCUCUCCAAAAUGCUAUACGUUUCUGGUCAGAUGGGCUGCUCGGAGGAGAUCAUAACCAUUAUUGCGUUGCUCCAGGUGCAAUCUAUAUUUUCGCGCCCUGCUUCGGCGGUUGCCCAACAAAGUGGACGCAUUGCACAUCGGCACUUCGAAGUCGCGGAAGGGGAUUUCAUUACGAUGUUGAACGUUUACACUGGCUUCGUGGAGGAGGGCAUGACCAAGGAGUUCUGUGGCCAAUACUACCUCAUCUAUAGGAAUCUUAAGAGGGCCCACGAGCUGAGGGAGCAGCUCAUCACAUUGGCAAGGAAGAAGUAUGGCAUUCCAAUCUUCUCGUGCAAUGGCAAUGUGGAAACGUUGUGUAAGUGCAUCACCGCCGGCUUCUUCACUCAGGUGGCCUAUCUGCACCACUCCGGAGUAUAUCGACAAAUCAGCAGCGGCACUGAACUUGCGAUUCAUCCGAACUCCACUCUCUACACGCUACCUCAAGCUCAGUAUGUGGUCUACGGGGAACUGCUUCAAACCACGAAAUUGUUCAUUAACUACGUGACCGUAAUCAAGAGAGAGUGGCUGACGGAACUGGCUCCGCAUUACUACCAACAGACCACAGUGCGGGAUUAGCAGGAACCAAGGCCUCAUUGGUAGAUGUUGAAGAACAACAUAAGCUGAGUUUAACCAGCGGCAACG